Messenger RNA from Procambarus clarkii (red swamp crayfish), 864 nucleotides. The record is from RefSeq and is a predicted model, not a curated record. Lineage: Eukaryota; Metazoa; Arthropoda; Malacostraca; Decapoda; Cambaridae.
GUGACAGGUCACGUCACUUGUUGGUCCCGCUAGGAGGAGCGUCUAGUCUGGGAGCACUCUUAAGAGAUACAUUAGACCUGGUGAACCCAUCUACCAACCUCAACAAGCUACUAAGAAUGAAGCACACUUUGUAUAAAGCUGGACGCCAUCUUGGGAGAGCUUGGGUCGCCGGCCGAUAGCGACUUCAACGAGCACCAGCUGCUAGACAGGUCCGUCGGCGACGAUGACUUCGACGGCUACGACGACGAUGUCAGACUGCCAGAUGGAGUCGAUCUCGACGACGAGGAUGACUACGAUAUAUCGGACGACCAGAUGUACCGCGGCCAUAGGCACUCCGCGUCCAUCUUAUCGAGUGGUUCGGAAGUUCCCCCUCUUCCCCUCACCUCCCCACCACACACCCCCGCCUUCCCCACCGACGAGGAGGAGGAAGAGAUCACAGAGUAUGACAAUGAGCUGAGGCGGAGCGAGGCUGGGCACGAGGAGGAGGUAGUGGAGGAGGGCAUCGCAAGGCAGCCUCCUCCUCCAGGGCUCACUCUCAGCCUGGCGUCACCCUCGGCCCUUCUGCCUCCCGCCACCCACCAUCCCGCUGAGCUUGUCUCCCCCGUCAACGUCUACAAGGCAUCGGUGUUGAUGGUUCCUGUUGCUACGGAACGACUCAUUGGUAGCGGUACUACCACCACUACCACCACCUCUACCACCACUACCACCACCACCAGCAGCAGCACUACCACUACUACCACCCGCUCCAAGCCACCCUCGGCCCACACAGCCGCCCAAGGUAAGGUUUUAGCCAGUCGUUGCUCUGUGGUAGAGCUCCUUUCAGCCAAUCAUAUGACUCGUUGUGUUUUGAAGCAUUCCUGUUAG